Schistocerca serialis cubense is the source of this 528-nucleotide messenger RNA. Its product is annotated as ena/VASP-like protein. The transcript is spliced from 4 exons. Bases 1 to 528 code for a protein of 175 amino acids. The record is from RefSeq and is a predicted model, not a curated record. NCBI's taxonomy places the organism in Eukaryota, Metazoa, Arthropoda, Insecta, Orthoptera, Acrididae.
AUGUCCGUCCAAGAGUCGAGCCGGCGACUGGCGGCGCGCGAGGCGGGGGGUCGUGGCGACGCGGCCGGCUCGCAGCGCGCAAUCGCGGGGGCGGGCGCGCUCAUUGCAGCCUCACGGCCGCCGCCGCCGCCACCUCCCCUCUCGCGGACGCCGCCGCCGUGCCGGUCAUCGCCGCCGCCGCCGCCCGCCGCCGCCGCCGCCGCCCCCGCCGUGGCCGAGCAGCACCGGUGCCCGGGCGUCGCGCAUGAGGACAUGCAGCGCAGCGCCCUGCGAGGACGCGCCCCGGUGCGCCGCGGACGAAUAUUUCUGUCCGGUGCGGGGCGCGGUUCGGCGCCCUCUGCUCUUACUCGGAAGACCAUCUCUCGGACGGCCACCAUACUCCAGGGAUGUGACAGUGCAGAGCCGGAAAUACACUCGGGCGAGAUUUUUCUUCCAAAAAUUUACCGCCUCUCUGAAAUUGCUACCGUGGGCACGACUACAUGUUGCCAAAGUAUGAAGACGGGCCGGCCGGUGUGGCCGUACGGUUAA